AGCGAUCGUCACCAGUGCUUAUAUGUGCUGGAUGAAACCGCACAGCACAAAACAAGUUAAGUAUAAGUUCAUCUAUAUUUCAGAUUCGUAUCUAUGUAAUGUUGGACGGUAAACCUAGCAAUAGUCCACAGACAGACCCCUCAACACCAAGAAUCCUCUCCACUUCCCCAUCCUCCUCGGGGUAUCAGAACCCCGCAGAGCAUCGUGAAUAGAACGUGGUCAAGUAUUAAAGGCCAACUACUUGCACAAUAGUUUUAUAUACCCUCCUACCGAGCUACAGGACUCGAGUUGAACACGAGGAAGAUUUCGGGUUAAAAUAUAUCUACAGAACCAAGAUGUCGCCGCCCCUAAUAACACACCUUUACACCGCGGAUCCUUCCGCCCACGUCUUCGACGGGAAGCUAUACAUCUACCCGUCCCAUGACCGUGAGACUGAUAUCCAAUUCAACGAUAAUGGCGAUCAGUAUGACAUGGCCGACUACCACGUCUUCUCGCUCGACUCUCUCGACGCCUACGCAUCAUCCCCUUCUUCCGCGUCUGCAGAGCCACCUAAAGUAACGGACCAUGGUGUCGUGCUACGUACAGAAGACGUCCCAUGGGUUAGUAAACAAUUAUGGGCGCCCGAUGCAGCCCGUCGUAAGGGCAAAUACUACUUGUACUUCCCAGCGCGUGAUAAGAAUUCGGUAUUCCGUAUCGGUGUCGCAAGCGGUAACACCCCUAUUGGUCCUUUUGUCCCGGAGCCAGAACCUAUCCCGGGCAGCUUCAGUAUUGACCCUGCGUCUUUCGUGGACGACGAUGCGGACGAGUCCGCAUAUUUGUACUUCGGCGGCCUAUGGGGCGGACAGCUACAAUGCUAUCAGAAGGGCAACGGACCCGAGCACUUCGACGCAGAAUGGCUCGGGCCAAAAGAGCCUUCAGGGCCAGGGGCUAAGGCUCUGUUCCCCAAAGUAGCGAAACUAGCAGACGACAUGCGAUCAUUCGAGGGACCCGUGCGAGAUGUUGUCAUUCUAGCACCGGAAACCGGCGAGCCAAUUGACGCAGACGACCACGACAGACGGUUUUUCGAGGCUGCGUGGAUGCAUAAACGCGGGGACGUUUACUAUUUUAGUUAUUCGACAGGAGACACGCACUACCUGGCAUACGCGACGGGAUCAAGCCCGCUCGGACCAUUUACAUACGCGGGGCGCCUGCUCGAGCCGGUGCUGGGCUGGACGACGCACCAUUCGGUGGUCGAAUUCCAGGGCCGCUGGUGGCUGUUCCACCACGACUGCGAGCUUAGCAAGGGCGUGAACCAUUUAAGAUCUGUGAAGGUGAAGGAGAUUUUCUAUGACAAGGACGGGAAGAUAGUAGGGGAGAAGCCUGCGGAGUGAGG
Messenger RNA from Daldinia vernicosa, 1372 nucleotides. RefSeq names its product glycoside hydrolase family 43 protein. Gene Ontology annotation, molecular function: hydrolase activity, hydrolyzing O-glycosyl compounds. The record is from RefSeq and is a predicted model, not a curated record. The transcript has a single exon. The coding region runs from base 336 to 1370 and encodes 344 amino acids. Gene Ontology annotation, biological process: carbohydrate metabolic process. NCBI's taxonomy places the organism in Eukaryota, Fungi, Ascomycota, Sordariomycetes, Xylariales, Hypoxylaceae.